Messenger RNA from Ictalurus punctatus (channel catfish), 3207 nucleotides. RefSeq names its product cell division cycle 6 homolog (S. cerevisiae) (gene cdc6). Gene Ontology annotation, cellular component: nucleus. Gene Ontology annotation, molecular function: DNA replication origin binding; ATP hydrolysis activity; ATP binding. NCBI's taxonomy places the organism in Eukaryota, Metazoa, Chordata, Actinopteri, Siluriformes, Ictaluridae. The record is from RefSeq and is a predicted model, not a curated record. Bases 347 to 2107 code for a protein of 586 amino acids. Gene Ontology annotation, biological process: mitotic DNA replication checkpoint signaling; DNA replication initiation; cell division. The transcript is spliced from 12 exons.
AUCACUUCAGACAAAUAUUCACACUGUCUUUAAAAUUUGCAGGGAAUUUUUUCCCCCCCCUCAGCAGAGUCAACAAAAAACAAUUUACCCGCCAUCUAAACGUGGUCCAACCCCAUAAGAGGCGGGGCCAGUGAUUCUAUUGGCUGUUUAGGGCCUUUGUUGUUGAGCCAGCCAAUCAGGACGCAGCACUCUUCAGAACCGCACCAGCUGAUGUGUGACGUGUUUCUCAGCUUGUUUCAGUCAGCGCCAAGACGAGACGAGACGCUUCUCCGGACGGCUUUGAGACUGGAAAUAAAAAGAAACGUUUUUAUCCAGAUAUUAGAGCUACAGCCUGGUCUGGUGAAAAAUGCCCAACACUCGCUCUCAGAGACAGCCAACUCUCCAGUUCCCCAAGCGCAAGUCCUCCAGGGUCUCUUCCCAACCCAAAAAGUCACCUCAGCCGGACUCGGAGCAUGUCCUGGACGCCCGAACUAUCCCACUGUCUCCCAGAAACACCGGCUUGGGUGUCAGAAACGUCCCACUUUCUCCCGCGAAGACAGUUGCGGACGCCCGGAUCUUCCCUCUUUCUCCCAGGAAGACGAAUGUCGUAGACACCCGUGCCAUUCCCCUGUCCCCACGACACCACGUCCUCCAAAGCAUCCCUCCAUCUGAGAGACUCCCUCUGAGUCCCAGAAAGCGCACAGGCGAUGAGAACGGAUGCAACCUGCCAGCGUCUCUUCAGGGUUCUCCACCCAAGCAGAGCCGUCCCUCACUAGGCUCUCCUCGCAAGCUGUCCUUUAACGAGAACACACCUGUUUUCACGUCUCCUCUUCGGCCUACCUCGUCCUUGACUUGCUCUACUCCCAAAUGCUUGAAGGAGCCCACCAAAGCUGAAUCCGAUGCAGCGGAGGUGGUGUCCAUCCCUGUUGCAAAAAAAUCGCAGUACCAGUGUGUGAAACAGGCUCUUCACACGGCCGUGCCUGAGCGACUGCUCUCUCGAGAGACCGAGCGAGGCGUUAUCGUCUCCUUCCUGGAGCAACACGCGAUGUCCGGCAAGCCGUCCAGCCUGUACAUCUCUGGAGCUCCUGGAACGGGGAAGACAGCCUGUUUGAACUGCGUGCUUCAAGAACGCAAGGCUUUCCUAAAAGGAGUGCAGACUGUGGUGAUUAAUUGCAUGACACUGCGUAGCUCCCAUUCGAUCUUCCCACUUCUGGCUGAAAAACUGGGAACGUCCAGAGGCCACAGUGAUGGCAAGCUCGAGAAACUGCUGACCAGUUCAGGCCCCACUGUGCUGUUGGUACUGGAUGAGAUGGAUCAGCUGGACAGCAAGGCCCAAGAUGUUCUCUAUACCAUCUUUGAAUGGCCUUAUCUCCCUAAGUCUCGGCUGUGUCUCAUCGGUGUCGCGAACGCUCUUGACCUGACUGACCGUAUUUUGCCCAGACUGCAGGCGAAGCCUCACUGCAGACCGCAGCUUCUUCACUUCCCUCCCUACAGCCGCCAGGAGCUGUCCGCCAUCGUCCAGGACCGACUCGCGCAGGUGUCAGGAGAAGGUGUUCUCGAUGCUGCUGCCGUUCAGUUUUGUGCCAGGAAGGUGUCUGCGGUUUCAGGAGAUGCCCGAAAAGCAUUAGACAUCUGCAGGAGGGCUGUAGAGAUGGUCGAGUCUAACAACCGACCCAGAACGUCUUCCGAAUCGACAAACACCACUACAAAUACUAAUACUAAAGCACGUGUGAGUGUUCCUCAGGUGGCGCGGGUGCUGUCGGAGGUGUAUGGAGACCGCAUGGCCUCCAGUGUCGGAGAGGAAGGAGAAAGCUUCCCCCUGCAGCAGAAAUUGCUGGUGUGCUGCCUGCUCCUGCUUACACGCAGCGGCAAGAGUCGAGAGAUCCAGCUGGGAAAGCUGUGCGAGACCUACAGUAAGCUGUGCCAGCAGAGGCAGGUCAGUGGAGUGGGCCAAGGCGAGUGUCUGUCAUUGUGCAGUUUACUAGAAAGCAGAGGCAUCUUCUCUCUCAAGAAGGCCAAAGAAGCCCGACUCACCAAGAUCUCUCUGAAGAUCGAGGAGAAGGAUGUGGAGAACGCGUUGAAGGAUCGUGUGUUACUUGGCAGUAUCUUAGCUGGAGGCCUGCCGUGAUCUCCGUCAAUACCGCUGCAAUCCUCCUGCAUCCACCAGCAUGUAUUGCCUCCAGACCGUCACGGUCCCUUUUUUUUUUUUCCCCUUCUUUUUUUCUUCCUUCAAGAAGUGAUUGUGUUUUGCUUCAGGAUAAUUAUUUAAGUUUUUUUUUUUUAAAGAUUCGAUUAGUGUAUUUACAUUCUAAUGUAAAUAAAUGUACAGGAUUUUAAAAUUAUACUUUUUUUUUGCGUGUGUGUUUAAUAGUGGUGACCUUUCCACUAAAUCUCCACUCCCACCAAAGAAAGAAACGGGUCCACGCUUCAGUUAGUAACUGAUUUUAUUUAGUAGUUUUUUUUUGUUAUAAAGUAUGAUGUAGAAACACUAUAAAGAUAAUUGCCACACUUCCAACAUUCCCCCUCAGCAUUCUCAUUGUGUAACUGCUUUAAUUAUUGGUAUCACCAAAGAUCUAAAAAUCCUAUGUAGGGGAGGAAAAAGUGUCAAACCUGCAGAAUGCUAAUUAGUCGGAUGUUAUUUAAAGAUUACGAACACAUGAUACAGGAGAAAUGAGAAAAGAUCUACGCCGAGGCCCGUGUAUAAAUAUUGCGCCGUGGUGCAGUCCUUUCCUGCACUGCUGCUGGACAGUGAAAAACCACUCAACAUUCGGACAAAGGGACGUCUUAAACGCUAUAAAGUACAUUUAUUUAUUCUGUGGUUGCUGUGCAAGAAAAAGGCAAAACAGUCCGUCGAUGUGAGUUGGAUUCUGAAUGUUACCACUUCCAUCAUUAUGGCACAAACUAUUAAAAGCUUGAGUUAAGACCUGCUAUAUCACUCAGCCCGAGGGUGGGCUUUAAGCUGCGUGGAGGGAAAAGAGGAUCAGUUUACGUGCUUAUCAUCCGCCUACUGCGUGACUGAAGUGGAUAAAGUGUUAAAGCUGAAUUGGGGUCAAUUGAUUCGCAGUGUUCAGUCUCAGCCAUGCCAGCUUUUCCUACUGUCAAAUGUGUGCUUAAAAAAAACAGUAACUCAUUAAAAUCUCUUUGGUAGAUUCCCAGUCCUCCUGUCUAAUGAGUUUACAAACCCCCAAUAAGCCCUAAAAUACAACAUUUUCUACAAAAAAAAAAGAA